AUGUUUAAUAAAAUCUACUAUUGUAUAUCUAAGUUUUGUGGGUUAAGAAAUUCAUCUGAUGAAGUAAAUGAGUUGCAACAUUAUGAAGAUACUGUGCAGAAAUUACAAUCAACAUUACUAAAACAACAACUUAUGAUUGAAAAAAAAAAUAAACUGUAUGAAAAUGAAAAAGAUAAACAAACAUCUAGAGAAUUACAAUUGCAACGUUUUGAAGAGACUGUCAAUAAGUUACAAUCAACAGUAGAAAAACAACAAAUUAUAAUUGAAACUCAGAAGACCUUUAUAGAAAGAAGCUACAAAACGCCCAAUAUCAAAUAUGAAAAAUUGAAAAAUAGAAUAGAGAUCCUAGAAAGGGAGGUGACAAAUAAUACAACUCACAUUAUUGCAAUGAACUAUUCAUUUACGAGACAGAACUUGGGCACUGGAGCCGCUGUUCUGAUGACUUCGGCUCCAUCAUGUCCACUGCCCCCAACACCGCCAAUAACUCAAGUAUCGACAGCUUAUGCACCACCGCCACGGUCACGGCCACCGCCACCGCCACCGCCACCGCCACCGCCAUCGCCACCACCAAUGACUCAAGUAUCGACACCUUACGUACGACCGCCACCGACGGCUUCGCCACCUGCAUCUAAGGCGAAAGUGAAUACUGUUCAACAAUAUAGAAUACCCAUAACAACAGAAAUAUUAAAAUCAGUUAUAUUAAAACCACCUGGCGAGAGGAUAUUCAAAACCAAAGUUAACAAAGCCGAAAAAGUCGGUUAAGUCGACAAGUCCACAAAGUC
Molecule: messenger RNA, 782 nt
Organism: Rhopalosiphum padi (bird cherry-oat aphid)
Lineage: Eukaryota; Metazoa; Arthropoda; Insecta; Hemiptera; Aphididae
Product: formin-like protein 2
Exons: 6
Coding region: 1-762 (253 amino acids)
Source: RefSeq, a predicted model, not a curated record